CGUCAGAUCAACUCGAGGCAUCCGGUUCGGAACUUUUUCCCCCAGUUCGUCCCCGUUCUCUCUCUUUAAAACGAAUCAAGAAGUCCCUUCCGCCACCAAGAUGGCCACCACCACCUCUUCCUCCUCCGCCUCUCCCAUCCUCUGCGCCUCCUUUAACCAAGACAACAGGUGGCAGUUGCUUUUCUAUUGGAACGAAGGAUGGGUUUAAGAUAUUUGAUGCACGGAGUGGAAGAUUAUGCUACGAGAGAGUUGUUGGUGCAUUUAGCAUUGUAGAAAUGCUAUUUAGCUCAAGUCUUCUUGCUAUAGUUGGAGCAGGGGAGCAGCCAUCAUUGUCUCCUCGGCGGCUUUGUCUUUUCAAUACUGUUACUGGAACUGCACUGAGAGAACUAAAUUAUUUGACAUCAAUCCUAGCCAUUCGUAUCAAUAGGAAAAGACUUAUUGUCAUAUUGCAGGAUAAAACAUAUAUUUAUGACUUGAACAGCCUUGCUAUUCUGGACACCAUAGAUACUGUCCCAAAUAACAAAGGGCUCUGUGCAUUUUCUCCUAGUUCAGAAGGUUGCUAUUUGGCUCUUCCAGCAAGUACGACCAAAGGAUCUGUUUUGGUAUACAACACGGUGGAGCUGCAAUCACUUUGUCAGAUAGAUGCACACCGUUCUCCAUUAGCUGCAAUUGUCUUCUCUUCCAAUGGCAUGUAUCUGGCAACAGCUUCUGAACAGGGAACAAUAAUCAGAGUGCAUCUAGUUUCACAAGCAACUAAGUCAUAUAGUUUUAGAAGAGGAACAUAUCCAUCAACAAUCUAUUCUCUAUCAUUUGGACCAUCUGCUGAACUUCCAGAUAUUCUUGUUGCUACAAGCUCAUCAGGUUCUUUGCACGUAUUUUUCCUGGGGCUUUUGAUAAACCAAAGAAGAAGAUCCAACACGCUACUUGGUGCGAUGAUCCCUGACUCAGUUAAUGAUGCCUUCGAGCAUGCUCAUCAUCAUGUUCUUCACAAUGCGGUCCCUGCUGGUGUGAAAAGCCAUGUAACAAUCUAUAACAUAGACAAUGUUUCAAGUGUUUCCACAAUUUCUGCUUUUCGGGCAUCUAUUUUCAUCAUAACCUAUGAUGGGAACUUCCGUGAUUAUACUUUAAGCGUCACCAAGUUGAAUGAAUCUUCACGGAGCUUGGAGCGUGAAUUCAAUGUACUAGAAACAAUUUCUGAUAACCCCUACUGACUAGGAGCAGUGCAGGAAACAAAACUCAAUGGUGGGAUAAAUAUGCUACUGUCCUGCAUUAUUUGCGUGAUUGGACAGAAACACAAAGUUGUAAGGAGGGAUUGGAUUCGACUCUGAUGGAGUCUCUAAGAGACAUGACUGAACACUUCCAUUCCUUGGGGUGGUCGCUGAAGAUUGAUGCACUGGUUUGUGUGACUGACAGCUAGUUAGCGCUGGUGCAAAGAGCAUACUGAGUUUCAUACUGGAAUCAUGAGAAAACAUCUGCAUUUGGCACUUUGCCAAAGAACAUAAGGAUUAUCUUGGGUCGAUUGAAUGGGUACUCGUCACCUUUAGGGUCAGUUGUAUAUUGAAGCAGCAUGAGAUAUAUUUUUCAUGGCUCCAUGUCCACGUAAUUGUAAUACAGGAUUACAAUUAUAUAUAUCCUUUCAUUCCCUUCAUAUUGUAUAAGCAAUCCCUGUCAGUUUUUCUAGGAUUGUUACUAUUCCAAUCCACAAGUAGGGCCCCCUUUGUUUUUGGGUAAAGAAUGAGGGUCCAUUGUUCGCGAGCCAGUUAGUUGUAAUACAGGAUUGCAAUUAUAUA
This is a messenger RNA of Elaeis guineensis (African oil palm), 1790 nucleotides long. RefSeq names its product autophagy-related protein 18b. NCBI's taxonomy places the organism in Eukaryota, Viridiplantae, Streptophyta, Magnoliopsida, Arecales, Arecaceae. The record is from RefSeq and is a predicted model, not a curated record. Gene Ontology annotation, molecular function: protein binding.